Messenger RNA from Dromaius novaehollandiae (emu), 4222 nucleotides. It is a transcript of the gene RAB40C, whose product is annotated as RAB40C, member RAS oncogene family. The transcript has 7 exons. Lineage: Eukaryota; Metazoa; Chordata; Aves; Casuariiformes; Dromaiidae. Gene Ontology annotation, biological process: protein localization to plasma membrane; intracellular signal transduction. The record is from RefSeq and is a predicted model, not a curated record. Gene Ontology annotation, molecular function: GTPase activity; GTP binding. Gene Ontology annotation, cellular component: endosome; plasma membrane; synaptic vesicle. The coding region runs from base 375 to 1232 and encodes 285 amino acids.
GGCGGCGGGGGCCGAGCGGGGCGCUCGCCUCGGCCUCGCCCUGGGCCGGCCGCGGCGCUGCGCGGCGGCGCCAGGCGGAGGCGGCGCGCCGGAGGUGCGGCCGUGCUGGCGGCGGAGCUGCCCCGGCCCCGGGGCGCGCCCCCGGCCGCGAGGUAUCUGAGCGUAUCGCGGCAGAGAAGACUAGAGGCGAGGUGGGGAAGAUGGAGGGCUCGGUCUGAGACCAGCUCCUUCUUCUCUUCCCUUUCCUGCCCCCCUUCGAAGGGGGGAGAGCGGUAAUCGUUCUCGUCCAGUCGCCUUUGAAAGCUCGGGAGCCGCAACUGGAGCGCCCAUCAGUCUGGCUGCGCGUUUAGUAUGCGGUUUGUGCCUCCUCGCUAAUGAGAGGGAGAAUGGGAACCCAGGGAAGCCCUGUGAAGAGCUAUGAUUAUCUGCUCAAGUUCCUGUUGGUAGGAGACAGCGAUGUUGGCAAAGGAGAAAUCCUGGAGAGCCUUCAAGAUGGAGCUUCAGAAUCGCCGUAUGCCUACAGCAACGGAAUUGACUACAAGACCACUACUAUCUUGCUGGAUGGCAGGAGGGUCAAGCUGGAACUCUGGGACACAUCAGGGCAAGGAAGAUUUUGUACCAUUUUCAGAUCCUACUCUAGAGGAGCCCAGGGAAUUCUCUUGGUGUAUGAUAUCACUAAUCGCUGGUCCUUUGAUGGGAUAGAUCGAUGGAUAAAGGAAAUAGAUGAGCAUGCCCCAGGUGUCCCUCGGAUCCUGGUGGGAAACAGGCUUCACCUUGCCUUCAAGCGGCAAGUACCAACAGAGCAGGCGCGGGCCUAUGCGGAGAAGAACUGCAUGACAUUUUUUGAGGUCAGCCCCCUGUGCAACUUCAACGUCAUAGAAUCCUUCACAGAGUUGUCUCGUAUUGUGCUCAUGCGGCAUGGCAUGGAGAAGAUCUGGAGACCCAACAGAGUGUUCAGCUUACAGGACCUGUGCUGCCGAGCCAUUGUGUCCUGCACCCCAGUCCACCUCAUUGACAAGCUGCCAUUGCCUGUCACCAUCAAGAGUCACCUGAAAUCCUUCUCUAUGGCAAAUGGGAUGAAUGCAGUGAUGAUGCACGGCCGGUCAUAUUCUUUGGCCAGCAGUGGGGGCGGGAGCAGCAGCAAAGGUAACAGCUUGAAGAGAUCCAAAUCGAUUCGCCCACCUCAGAGCCCCCCACAGAACUGCUCACGCAACAACUGCAAGAUUUCUUAGCAGGAUGGACGCACCGUGAGCUGCUUGAUAUAUCCACACUCACCCACCGAUGUACAGAUGUUUGCACACUUAACCCUUUUCGACUGGAUCCUUUCGGAUGGGCUUUGGUUGCUUUUCCGACGGUGCCCACAAGAUUGGGAACGUGCUUGUGUUUGGCUUCGUAUAUGAAGUGUGGUGCCGGCUGGAUCUCAUUGGACUGGCAGGGAGAGGAGUCUGCCAAGUGCCCCUCCAAGAAUGCUUUAGGCUUUGCCUCUCAGCCUGGGGUGGAAAAUUCAACAGCUGCUGGGUUGGGGCGGGGAGGGGGGGAGAAGGGGAAAAAAGCUCAUCCAGUCUCAAUAGAGGAAUGGAUUUAAUGGAAGAUUGAGAGGCUUAAGGGAGUAGGCAAAGAGAGUCUGUGCUGCAACUUUAACUCUUGGACUCCUGAACAGAUAGCUGGUGCAAUAGUGAUUGUUGGAUGUAGGAAAAAAAAAAAGGGGGGACAGGGGACUGACAACAGUUUCCACCAGGAUGUUAACCUGCUGUUGCCAAAAAAAAAAAAAAAAAAAAAAAAAAAAAAAAAGCGAGAGUUGGCCAAUUGGAAAGCUGAAGGAAGCAGUUUGCUUGCCGCCUUCAUCUAUUUAUGUAAAUAUUUUAUAUAUAUAUAUAUAUAUAUAUAUACAUAUAACUUGUUUUUUUAAGGGUUCUUUUUUUUAAGAAGCAGUCAGGGAAAAUUUUAUGCAGCCAUGUAAAUAAAAGCAUUGGAUUAACUUUUCCAGUGUCAGCAAAAGGGCAGAAGUGGGGGGGGAUUUUAAGGUGAAAACAUACAAAUGCUUUAAGAGACUUUCAGUCACCCCACAGGUUUACUUUUUUUUUUGUUUUUAAUACUACAUAUGUAGAAGGAAAGAAUGAUUUGUGUUACAUACUCCAAGCUACUUUAUCGUGAUGGUUCCCUAAAGCUUACAAGUGCUGCAGGCAGGGGUGGGGUUUACAUCAAAUGAGGGACAGAGUGGAGAGACCAAGGUCAGGGAUUUGAGGGGGGAAUAGGCAGGACAGAGAGGCAGCUCCGAGGCUGGAACCCAUGUGGCCAACCCAUGCCAUGUUCACGUUGCGUUUUCUGAUGUGCAGCUGAUCGGGGGUUGAGAAGCAGAGGGUGGAAGCAUCAAGCCUACAGCAGAGAAGAAGCUCGGGCUACUGUUUCUGGAGUCCUGCGUCUGCCAUUUAGCUGUCUGGGUGCACCCCUGCUCUCCAGAUCUGAAGGUCGCUACCCCAGGAGGCAGAGGCCCCUGAAUCCUGGCUUAUUUCUUCUUCCUGAUGCCUAAGUUAGCGUUGCUCUGGCUCCUGUCCUAGAUGAAAGUGGGGAAAGGAGAGAAGCGGCUUUUCCCACUGGAGCGUGAAGGAGCAGGCAGUGACCGGGACUGGAAAGCUGGCCCCUGUUGGGAUAUGAAAACCGAAAGCGGUGUGGAAAAGGGCAGUCGCAGAAACCGUGGGCUUGCACGGGGAGACAAAGGCGCUCUGCACUCGCAGGGCUGUGACGGGGAACCGGGAAGGGCAGACUGCUGCGGUCUGUGGUGCUGCUCCUGGAUCUGAGGGGGCAAGCGUGCCCAGUGACGAGAGCUCGAGACGGAUGCGUGCUGGGGGGGAACAUCUGCCAUGCGAGGGCACGUGCUUCCCUGGCUUAGUCCCCUAGCAAUGUAUUGAUUUGUGCUGGAAAUCCACCUGGAAAUGUGAAAAAAAAAUCCCUAGCCCUUAUUACAGAACUAGAGCCUGACAGCGGGACCAAGCUAUGUUGACGGAUUCUUGUGGGCCAUCAGGACAGGUAGCUCGAGUGGCUUUCAUGGCCUUCAGAUCUUCAUGACCUGCUUUGCAUUGUGCUGGGCCGGUCUCCUCUUUACCUGUGCAGCGCUGCCAUCUUCCUCUGCUCACUAGCAAUUCCUCAAGGCCUUGGUUUGCUCCUCUUCUGCCCCCCCCCCCCCCCAAAAAAAAAAAAAAAGGCGUGUUACGUUGCACGGGCAGGAUGAAGCUGCAGCAGUUCUUGCGUGGCUGACAACCCGCUCCGUUCAAACGGGCCAGAGGGGCCCAUCCCGGGCUGGGGCAUCCCCUCUGCGGGGCACUGCUUGCUUCUAAACUAGCCUAGGACACGGAGGAGUCUCCCCCCCUGCUCUUUAAAACAAAACAUGACACAAGGGUGGAUUUCUCGGCUUGUCUCCAGUGUGCUUUAUUGCCCAGCUCAAAUGAGUGCGGAGAGAAUUAAACCCAAAGGGAGGGGCAGGCGGGGGGAGAGGAAUCCUUUGUAGUAGUGAUUUGGCUUAAGAGCAAAGCUGUAGCCAAUUUUGGCUUGGUGGUGUGGAAGCCGGGGGAUUUCUAGAACCUGUCUGGACUGACUGGCACCUGUUUCCCAUCACUUAACGCGGAGCAGAAGACAAUCACUGGCUCAGCAGCCCGGGAAUCCAGGGAUAUACGGCCAACAGGUGAUGCCCCCCUCCCCAAGCCCUGCAGAAGGCAACUUCUCCUGGAAAACAUCUUCUGGGCAGCACAGGGCCACCCAUGGCCUCCUGCCUCCGCAGUAGCCAGGCUCCAGCGUAUGGCGUGAAGAGGCAAUGAAGGUUUCUGUCGUGAAAUCGCAAAGCUGCUCUAUGUCCAGAGAAAAAACUUUAUUUACCUCUGCUUGAUUUUUGUAUUAUUUUUUUGCCCUGAAGCAAAUGACACCUCCCACGUCUUUUGACCACAGCAGAUUUUGCCCUGUAAAAUCUCAGUAGAUCUUCUCUGGAUUGAAAAUGGAAGAUUCACCUGGAGUGUUUGCUCAAUUUCUUUUUUUAAUUUAAAAGAAAAAGGUUCUUGUGUCUGAUAUCAACACUAGUCUUUAGCUGCUCUCCAACACUUGUACCAUUCCUAUGGGGUUGUGGGUUGUUUUUUUGACUAUCCUUUUAUUUUUUUAUUCCUUUGUACAGUCAAUGUUGUUCAACUGAUUAUACAUUGUUUUGUUUUACAUAAAUUAAAGCCUUUUUUUGUUU